Ruditapes philippinarum (Manila clam) is the source of this 988-nucleotide messenger RNA. RefSeq names its product interleukin 17-like protein. Gene Ontology annotation, cellular component: extracellular region. NCBI's taxonomy places the organism in Eukaryota, Metazoa, Mollusca, Bivalvia, Venerida, Veneridae. The record is from RefSeq and is a predicted model, not a curated record. The transcript has 2 exons. Bases 292 to 924 code for a protein of 210 amino acids. Gene Ontology annotation, molecular function: cytokine activity.
AACCGCCAUAGGGAGAAAUAGAGAGUGAGCCCAGUAGUAAAUAAAUUCAUUCACAUAAUUGCCGUGUUUUUAUCUUUCAUUUAAUUCAAUAACAUAUUUGAACAAGAUCUCAUACGAUUCGUUAAUCGGAAGGAAGUUAAUUUCGGGUUAUACUGCAUCGAUUACAUUAAAAUACCGUGUUUGAAUUCCCCGUUUUUUUAUGGAUUCAUUAAGUUCCGACAUGGGUUAUCUUAAAUAUGAGCAAAGGAUUAGAAACAUUAAAUGAUAUGAAUUGCACCACUUUGAUUCAACAUGAAACGGAGUCUAUUUAAAAGUUUGGUCUUAGCUUUAGCAGGAACCGGAAUAGUGUUUGCAGAAUGCAUCGAGCCAGAAAACGCUGAAGAAAUCAAACUCAACCUACAAAAGAUAAUUAAAGACACGUAUCUGAACUAUAUGUCAUUUUUCAAUAUCAAGAGCAACUUAGACAGGGUAAAAAGCCAGCUAAACGACACGGAUAACUCUACUAUUACAACAGAUUUCAACCACCGAAGAUCACAAACAUACAUUAGUAGGUUAUAUGGAGAGCCUAAAUGUAAAUCAAGACUACGAUUUAGAGCACAUGAAAACCACUCAUCUAAUGAAAUAUCAUCAUGUCCAUGGUAUCAUAUAAUAGAAUUUGACAGUGAUAGGAUUCCGUUAACUUUACUUAAAGCACGUUGCACGUGUGUAAACUGCCUCGUGCCAAUGAGAAACGGGUACAGACGAGAUCGAAACGCUACUAGUGGUUCCUGUAAGGAAGUUAGUUACCAUAUGCCUGUUAUACGAAGACAUUGUGUUGGUGGUGAGUUUCAGUAUCGUAUUGCUAUAGAAAACAUUCCUGUUGGGUGCACAUGUCAAAGGUGUAACCGAAAUAAGAAACAAGGAAAGACGACAGCACAAAUAUGAUUGGAAGAUUUAUCGGGCAUUUCAUGACAAAGCUUCCUUUAGUCAUAUAAGCUUUAAGUUAAAA